GGCCCGCGAGGAGGAGCCCCGGGAGCCGCUGCUGCCGCCGCCGCCGCCGCUGCCGCCAACCUUGGUCCGCCUCCUCCUGCUCCUCCUCAGAGUCUGCCUGAGCCGGCCCGGCGGGGAGCGAGGCCCGCGCGCAGCCCCACCAUGAACAAGUUGAAGUCAUCGCAAAAAGAUAAAGUUCGGCAGUUUAUGAUCUUCACCCAAUCUAGUGAAAAAACAGCAGUGAAUUGCCUGUCCCAGAAUGACUGGAAGCUCGAUGUUGCAACAGAUAAUUUUUUUCAAAAUCCUGAACUUUAUAUACGAGAAAACAUUAAGGGAUCACUGGACCGAAAGAAAUUAGAGCAACUAUAUAAUAGAUACAAAGAUCCUCAAGAUGAGAAUAAAAUCGGCAUAGAUGGCAUACAACAGUUUUGCGAUGACUUGGCACUAGACCCCGCCAGCAUUAGUGUCUUGAUAAUUGCCUGGAAAUUCAGAGCUGCGACGCAGUGCGAAUUCCUAAGGAUGGAAUUCAUGGAUGGGAUGACAGAACUUGGAUGUGACAGCAUAGAAAAACUAAAGGCCCAGCUUCCUAAAAUGGAACAAGAAUUGAAAGAGCCAGGAAGAUUUAAGGACUUUUACCAGUUUACUUUCAACUUUGCAAAGAAUCCAGGACAGAAAGGUUUAGAUUUAGAAAUGGCCAUUGCCUAUUGGAACUUAGUACUCCAUGGAAGGUUUAAAUUCCUAGACUUGUGGAACAGAUUUUUAUUGGAACAUCAUAAAAGAUCUAUACCGAAGGACACUUGGAACCUUCUUCUAGACUUCAGUGCAAUGAUAGCAGACGAUAUGUCAAAUUAUGACGAGGAAGGCGCCUGGCCUGUUCUUAUCGACGACUUUGUGGAAUUUGCACGACCGCAGAUUGCUGGAAUCAAAAGUACGACAGUUUAGUGCUAUCGGAACCUUCUAACAUGUACCUAGUCUGUACAAAUAAACACAAUGGGGAAAAAAAUUGCAGUCCCUUUCUGCCAAUGACUGAACUGGACCGAAGAUCAAUCCUCAAGAGAUAAGAGCUGAGGGUGGCUGCAAACUUGUAAGGAUUAUUACCUUGGACCAUAUCAGACUACAGGUGGCUUGGCCCUCUCUUCCCAGCCUGGGCUGCCCUUUACCCCUCGGAAACUCCAGCAUUGUGGAUAUAUCAUCUUGUCCCACCCCACGUUUUUUUUUUAACGGAGCCUCCUAAUGCUUUCCAUAGAUCUUUCAUGGUUUUGGAUGACUCUUUUUGACAUUUCCGGUUUCCACACCUUAAAGUACGUUCUGUUUUUUUUUUUUUUUGUCACCAAGCAAACUCUUUUUUUGGUAUUCCCAUUUUCACAGUUCGAUCUCACAAUCCAACUUGUCCUAAUUCUAAAAAAGCCGAGAGGAAAAACAAAAUUAUCUUCAGCUAACAUAUUUUGGGGCUAUCUGCAACGACUGUGCUGAGACUAUCCUAAAACAGUGUGUUUGGAUCCAUUAUUGUUUUUAUUAUUAUUAUUAUUAUUAUUUUUAAAUGGUUGAUUUACAGCUGUUGUCAGUGUGAGUGGCAAGGGCUUGUUGUUGUUGUUGUUUGCUUGUGUGGUUGAAAGCAGAUGUCGAAAAGACCCAGCAAAAACCUGGAUUUUUGUCCCUUUGUGGAGCAGGCCAGCUGCAUCGGUGUGUUGACACUUAGGUCGUUGGCUAAUGACUUUGCGUUGUCCUUUGAUAUCAGAUGGAUUGGGUGCCUCAUGUCCAAGACGGAUGAAGCUUCCUUUAGCAUCCUUGCUUCUGCUGAUGGGUGGCUUUUCUUGCUGAUGAGCACCACAGCUCUAGGCCACCUUGUUUCUGCACCAUGUUGUGUGUGCGGCAUCAAAAGAAAGAAGGAUGAUAUCGGAGUGCUUCUUCUCAUCUGACCACCGGUAGCGUUCCUGCUAACUUAAUUGGGUCACACUGUUUCUGAGGCAGGUGUGGGCAGCUUCUUCUGGGAAUUGGAUCAUUAUUCCAUAUUCCCAAAGGGAGAGAACCCGUCCACGUUAGAUCACAUCACUGCUAUUUCCGUCUCCCCUAUUAUUUUUUACGGAGUGGUUGAAAUUAGAGUAUUAUUGAGCCUGGCUGUUCUUAAGUUUCAAUGGGUGAAGCUGUGCCCAGUAAGGACCAGUAGGCACUCUAAUGCAGGAAUAGGGAAUUGCUUGCUGCUGUUCUUAGACUUGCCCAGUCUUAUUAGUCUUGGAAUUUCAUCAGUUACCCAGUCUUAUUCAUUGUUCAUUAAUUGCCCAGUUGCAUUAGCCUUGAAAUGCUCAUGUUCUCUUCAAGGAACUCUCUCCUUCCGCCAGCCACUAAGAUCUACUGAAUUGUUAAGACUUGAAUGCAAUACUCAACUUGUAAUACUUGCUACAUUUUAUAAAACUCUUUUGAUUUGAGCCCGGGAAGGUUUUCCAAAAUAACCAUGAAUGUAAUGCAAAUUUAUUCGAGGCUGAGUAGCAUAAGCCAAACUCACCCGACUGUGAGUAGGACUACCACGGGGGAGCCUUCUUCGCCUGGAGUGGGUUUUUGUUUUACAACUGCAGUUCACUGUGAUCAUCACACAGAGACCAUCCCAGCGGCCAGAGCAAGCUUUUUCUGUGGGCCUAUGCAAACCUCACCAGCCUGAUGCCUGCGGAUAUUUAAAAUGUCAGAUUUGACACUGGGAGUAGAGGGUUUGCAAGUCUGAUAGCCUCCAGAUGAGGGAAGGAUGUUAGAUAGCAACUGCACGAAGAGGAAACCUCUCCCCCUCCCCCCCUUUGCAUUGACCGCAGUGGGGGGGUCUAUGUGUGGAGUAAUGAUUUACUAACUAUAGAGUUCCCGCUUAAUAGCAGGGCCUUCUCCGUUUGGUCAUCCAUCUUUUCCAUGCCACUCGAAAUUGUAUCGAUGUAAUCCAACCAAAUAGGUUCAGCACUUUCAAUGGAAGAGAGAGAAUCCCUUUUUUACUUGAUUUGCCAUUAUAAGAAACGGAGAGUAGCUAAGUUCUUUACCAUGGCUGGAUCGUAACUAAGAAUUUUGUUUUUAGUGAUAAAGGGGGGAAAAAAAAAAUCAAGAUUGUCCUUUUGGGUACCAGCAAAGGGGAUGGAGGCGACAUGUGCGAUGCCCUCAUCAUGUCAAUGCUUGCACCAGACACACGUGUAAGUGUAGCGUUGGCAUGAAAACAUCAUGACAUGCAUGUCAUUGAGUGGCCACUGCAACUUGCUGCAGAUAUCACUAAGUGCCCCAGAGAUUUCCCACCUACAUACAUUCAUUCCCCUCUUCUCUUUUUCCAGCAUAAAAGCAUAUUUAAGCUUUGAAUUUCACUGAACUAGUUAGCAUCGACUAGUUGAAAACCAGAAGAUGUACUUUAAGUCAGGAACUAUCUCGAGUCCGCAGAUUGCAAUUAUUGCAAAGGGUUCACCAUUUUGAAACACGUGCUUAAAUGGAAAGAAUUUACCCAGGCAGGUGGAGGGAGAUCCAGAGGUAGAGAGAGAUGCAGCAUUUUCAGGUUUUUCAAUCAUGAUGAGAGAUCGAAAAUGCUACACCCACUGUGGCCCUGGUAUGUUUUGGUUUGCCACUGUUUUUUUUGUCCAACCGUAGAUUUUUUUUUUUUUUAACUUAACAUUUGUGGUUUUUUAUUCUUUGUGUUUUUAUAUGAUAGCAGCACUUGAAAUACCUCCUGGCUUUUACUCGUUUUUAACACCACUUUGCCCUUUUCUUAAACAAAAAAUAAUCAUUCAAUAGAACAACAUUGGAAACAUGGAUUCGAGGUAUUUCCUUUGUAAUUUUUAAAAAUGAGAAGGGCAGGUUUGAUACAGUUCAUGAUGUUUUCUUGCUAAUGUCUCUUGUAUCCAUGUCAUUAAAAUGCACUUUUUACGCAGAUGCUAAAAUAAUAGGAGGAAAAACCUUAAUUGCUUGAUUAAAGAACAACCUGUCAGGAUCCUAUAGCCACUCCCUCGGUAACCUGUUGGAAAAGUUUAAGGAAACCAUUGAAUAAAAUUGGAAAUCUUUUAGCUGCUGGAAUUGGCAAAGUCAACUAUGUUAUUUACUCUUUGUUUCUUGUGUAAAUAUCAGCAAAAACUUGAAUUAUGAAAACUCUACAAGGUGUGCGUUUUUCUGUCUUAAAAUUUGGGUACAGCUUUCUCAGAAUGAGUCGUUGAUGUAUGCUGUGUAUUUUUUGUGUUUUAGUGUGUAUGUGUUUUAUUUUUUAAUUUUAACAAGAUGUACUGAAUUCUAUCCCUGUGCUGAAGAUUAGGGCAUAGAUGCCAUGCUGUACUUGUUUUUUUAAGAUGAUUCCUUUUGCAAUGUUGAGGCCUUUUCAACAAAAUGGAAUUUGCCAUCAGUUUGGUACUACACAAUUUAUAAUUACUGUGUAAUUAUAAAACUGCAUUACAUAAAGCAUUGCUGUCUUAAGUAGCAGAAAAACUGAGGUUGUUUGUGUGAUAGCAUUCUUGAAUUUUAAAAAGUGAUUUUAAAUCCAGAGGCAAAAAUUGGUCACCUGCUUUUCAGUGGGACGUGUACUGUCAAAGUGGUGCUAGGGUUUGACUGUGUUUAGUGGCAGAAAUAUUUGGCUUAAUUAUUUGUUUCUGAAUGUAAAAUGCCUGGCUCUAGCAAAGACUAAAAAUGUUCAGACAUAUCCCCAUGUAUGUGUGCAUGAUUUUUUUUAAGUUUUAAAAAUGGAAACUGAUUUUCAACUUGGGUUGAUUUAAUUAAUAAAAACCACCCAUGUGUGCAUCCAGCGGUAACUUAACCCUUCCUAGAGAAUUUCCCUUUUGCCAAAUACCAGACAAGCAGUAAAUGCUUUAACCUUAUCUACUUUUGGAGUUUUAUUGUCGUAUGUAAGACUAGAUCUUCUCAGCCAUGCAGAUCACUUGGUAAUUUUAUUUCAGUCACCCGAUCAACAAUUUUUCUGUGAUUUGAAUUGUUACUACUGAGAAAAAUACUUUCUGCAAUCCAAAGUCAAUAAAAUACUAGCCCAAUUGUCAUGGCAAAACCUUCACAUGAAUUAUGCCAUUGGAAAAGAAGCAAAAUGACUCUUUCUUGAUUAGUUUUAUUUU
Messenger RNA from Notechis scutatus (mainland tiger snake), 5042 nucleotides. RefSeq names its product defective in cullin neddylation 1 domain containing 1 (gene DCUN1D1). Gene Ontology annotation, cellular component: ubiquitin ligase complex. Gene Ontology annotation, biological process: protein neddylation. NCBI's taxonomy places the organism in Eukaryota, Metazoa, Chordata, Lepidosauria, Squamata, Elapidae. Gene Ontology annotation, molecular function: ubiquitin-like protein binding; ubiquitin conjugating enzyme binding; cullin family protein binding. The record is from RefSeq and is a predicted model, not a curated record.